UUUAAACAAGUCUCCUACAAGAUAUCGGGCAGAAUUACAGGAGUUUAAGGGAAGUCGAGCUUCUCCUUUCAAUGCAAACCGUUUCCCCGGAUUGCUCUCUCUUUGGAAAACAGAACAAGGAGCAAGCGAUUCGUAUCACUAUGGUUCUGAAUAGCAGAGCUGGAGAAAACGGUUUGCUAAGCUUGAUUGUCCAAAGAAAACUUAAUUCGGGUCUGCUGUUGCGCUUUUGCAAGCUCGUUCAUGUUUUCUUAUUUAAGACUGGAAGAACCUGCGGAGAUUUCUUUCUCGCUGAGAUUCAAAGGAAGUUCAGAGGAUGAAAAUACUGAAACGUCUCCCUCUUUUAUUGGGGUGCUGGACUGUGCUAUACCUGGAUUUCGUCCCAGCGGCCUUGAGCCCGACUGGGACCGCACACAGUGCAUCUGUGAGCAGGCUAGAAGGUCGCAGGACUGGUGGAAAGGAAGGAGCCCCUCUGUCUAGGGGUCCCGCUAAUUUGAUGGUGGGGAGUCAUGGUUCAGGGACGCGAGCACCCUCGAACGGAGCUCGGAUCACUCGAAUCAGAUCUGGACAGCCACUGAUAAAGGGCGACACGUCCAAGGCGAAAGCCGCGACUGCAGUGACAGCACACGGCGUCCCAGGAGGGGCAAUUCAUUUAGGUAGAAAAGAAGCGGCUCGCUCCUGGGUGCCCGCGGCUGUGGCCGGGGCUGGAGCUGCGGCUCCAAGGACGCAAAUCGCGCUCACUGGCACCAGCUCGCCGCUGGGGAGCAAAACACGGGCAGUCCCCAAAACUGUCACGGUUCCUGCGAGAACUGGGCAACAGCACAAAGCGGGUAGUCGAAAGCAAGGCUCCCCGCUAGCGCAGAGGAGCUCCAAAGCGCUGCCUGGCCAGUCUGCGAGCCCCAGGGACUUCUCCACGCACCCCCUGGUGACGCCCCACGACUACAUGCUGUCCCUGUACUGGACACUGUCCACGGGCGAGGUGAACAGCAGCGCGCUCCAGGAGGCAGGGAUAGCCAACACCAUCACCAGCUUCGUGGACAAGGGCCAAGAUGACCGCCUCCCUCUGUUGAGGAGACAAAAGUACUACUUUAACAUCAGCUCCCUGGAGAAGGAGGGCGUGCUGGGAGCUGAGCUGCGCAUUCUUCGGAAGAGGCCGUCUGACCCAAGGAAGGCUCGAUCAACAGGGGGGCUGUUCACUCUCAAGAUCUUCACCUGUCAGACUGGCAAACAGAAGGCAUCUCUUCUCCACUCUCGCAGCAUUGAGGACCGUGAUGUGCCUAAGUGGGAGGUGUUUGAUAUCUGGAAACUGUUCCGGAACUUCAAGAACGUGGUCCAGCUCUGCUUCGAGCUGGAGGCCUCUGACAGGGGUCGGCCGGUGGACUUGAGGAGCCUGGGGUUCAGCCGGCUCGGCAGGCAGGCCAAGGAGAAAGCUUUCUUCCUGGUCUUCAGCAGGACCAAGAGACGAGACCUGUUUUACAAUGAGAUCAAAGCUAGGUCCGGCCAUGACAACAAGACAGUGUACGAGUACCUGGUCACCCAGAGGAGGAUGAGAAGAGCCCCCGCCUCCCGCGCCAAGAAGCUGACGAAGAACCCCAAGCCGCGCUGCAACAGGAAGCCCCUUCAUGUCAACUUCAAGGAGAUGGGCUGGGAUGACUGGAUUAUUGCCCCGCUGGAGUAUGAGGCCUAUCACUGUGACGGGGUGUGUGACUUCCCCAUUCGCUCCCACCUGGAGCCCACCAACCACGCCAUCAUCCAGACACUCAUGAACUCAAUGGACCCCGACUCCACUCCCCCUACCUGCUGUGUGCCCACCCGACUGAGUCCCAUCAGCAUCCUCUACAUUGACUCUGCCAACAAUGUGGUCUACAAACAGUACGAGGACAUGGUUGUGGAGACGUGUGGCUGCAGGUAGCAACGCCAGCCCUGUCAGGGAACAUGCUCCCUUUCACCCAGGACUCAGAAAGACUGAGAGAAGCGAUUGCUGGCUUGUAGCUGUCGUCAGGGCACCACACCAUGUGUCUUGAGCGCCUUGGAUAGCUUUCAGGAAGUUAAAUAAUUCCAUAAAAAUGAGGGCAUACCAAAGUCAAAAUGUAACCCAAAGUGUUUCAGAAUGUUUCCUUUUGAAUGUGUUUCUCUGGCCCAUCGGGAUAAGCACAGUAACUGGAAUGUUUCAUAUUUCCCAGACCAAGAAGUGGCUGAGUAACUUUGUAUUCUUUUCUGAAUCAGCCGUGUUAGCCUCCUCCUAUUCCUGUGCAGACAAGGACUUUCUGAUACUCUUUUGAACUGAUCAAAUUAAGAAUCUUAAUACCCUAACAGGAAUAACCAUUGGCUGUUGCAACCACACAUGCUUUUGCGGUUACAAUCCUGCAAAUCUGCCCUCAGUCCUUAUGUUGAAAACAGUAGAUAACAGUAUUGUAGAGCAUUGUUAAUACAACAUAUAUUAGAAGAUGUAAACUUCAGAAUUCAAUGUUUAUAUAUUUAUACUUGUUUGAAUGAAAUGAAGUGAUAUUUUAAUACAGAUUACAGACCAUCAUUUUAAUAAAAAGUGUUGUCCUUGUAAAAUUUACAAUGUGAUCAGCUCACCGGUGACAUUCUUGCAAUGCAAAUAUGGAUGAAACUGUUCCUAUGGAAGAUCUCCUGGUCUUCUCACACAGUGUGGACCCUCCUGCUCUGUUUUGUAGGUCAACACUGAUCUGUCUUGUUUGUUUUCUCUGAGCUGCUGUUAAAUAUUGUCUCCCUUCUCAAAAUUGUCAGCUGGUUUCUUUUUUCUUUUUUACAAUGUUACACAACAAGGAAAGAAUAAAAAUAUUGCAGUAGUUGUUAA
This is a messenger RNA of Lepisosteus oculatus (spotted gar), 2821 nucleotides long. RefSeq names its product growth differentiation factor 5 (gene gdf5). Gene Ontology annotation, cellular component: extracellular region. The record is from RefSeq and is a predicted model, not a curated record. NCBI's taxonomy places the organism in Eukaryota, Metazoa, Chordata, Actinopteri, Semionotiformes, Lepisosteidae. Gene Ontology annotation, molecular function: growth factor activity; cytokine activity.